Molecule: messenger RNA, 3361 nt
Organism: Populus trichocarpa (black cottonwood)
Lineage: Eukaryota; Viridiplantae; Streptophyta; Magnoliopsida; Malpighiales; Salicaceae
Product: filament-like plant protein 7
Exons: 6
Coding region: 372-3041 (889 amino acids)
Source: RefSeq, a predicted model, not a curated record
CCCCCCCCCGGCUCUCUCUCUCAUAUAAUUAGCAUACUUUGGUAUAGUUGUCGGUGGAGCAGUAGCACAGCAUCCUAUGCAAAAAUACCAAGCUCACAUUUGUCCUUGUAUAAGAUCACCUGAUAUUUAUGGGCUCAAAUUCUUGUGGUCUAUACUCUACACUCAACUGUUUUCCAAUUCACAGUUUCUACCUUCCACGUCAAGGUUUUGCUGCAUUUAAGUCUUGACAGUUUCUACAUUAUCAAGUCGCCCCCCCCCUCCCCCACAAUCUCUCUCAGCUGCUUUGAUUGGAACAUUAAUGGUGGAUGAUCCUUUAUAGCUGUUAACAUCUUCUUGCUAAGCCAGGCUCAGUAUAAACAGAGAGUGAAGUGAUGGACAACAAGACAUGGCUUUGGAGGAAAAGAUCUUCUGAAAAGACAAUUGUGGCAACGAACAAAUUUGGCAUUUCUGUGAAAGGAAUCGAUGAAGAGACGCAGAAUAUUCCGGCUGGGAAUGGAUUAGGACCAGUUAGACGAAAUUUAAACGAAAAGUUAGCUUCUGUGCUUCUUGAUUGUCAUGCAAAAGAUGAUCCCGUGACAGAAAAUGAAAAAUCAGAACAAAGAGCUACUGCAGGCCAGGAAAAGACAGAAGCAGAAGUAGAUUGCCUAAAGAAAGAACUGGAUGGAGCUCCGAGUCAGGGAGUAGCUGCAAAUGAAGAAUUAAGUCACUCAGAUGCCACAUUAAAGAAAUGCAUGCAGCAACUGAACUCCUUCCGAGAAGAACACGAGCAAAAGAUACACGAUGCUGUCAUGGAAGCAACAAGUGAAUUUGAGAGGGCACAGAAAACUUUGGAAGGGAAGUUGAUGGAGACAAGCAAAAGGCUUACAAAUUUAGCCAUUGAGAACACAAAUUUGAGUAAUGCCCUUUUACUCAAAGAGAAAUUAGUUGAAGAGCUGCAUAAACGUGCAUCUCAGACCCUUGCAGAAUUCAAUGCACUAAUGGCUAGAUUAGAUUCCACAGAGAAAGAGAAUGCUUUUCUGAAGUACGAGUUUCACAUGCUUCAGAAGGAACAUGAGGUUCGAAAUGAGGAACUGGAAUAUAACCGUCGGUCUUCUGAUGCAUCGCGAAGGCAACACUUGGAGAGUGUAAGUAAAGUCACGAAGCUAGAAGCAGAAUGUCAGAGACUUCGCACCCUAAUGCGGAAAAGGCUGCCCGGUCCUGCUGCUUUCUCAAAGAUCAAGAGUGAAGUCCAAAUGCUGGGAAAGGAGCCGAUGGAAUUAAGAAGAAAACCGAACCUCACCAGAGAUUUGGUACUCAGAGACCCCAUUAUGGAAAUUUCUCCAGAAAUUCCUGUAAAGAACAUUGAUUUCCUGAUCGAGCAAUUACGUGGUAAGGAAGAGGAGAAUAAAGUUCUCAGAGAAAUGAUGACCAGAAAGAAUGCUGAACUCCAAUCUUCAAGAAUCAUGUUUUCACGAACUGCUUCAAGGUUAUCUGAGGUCGAGGCUCAGGUUAUGGAGCUUUCUGGAGACCAGAAAUCCGUGGAGCUGACAAUGCAUAGCCCAUCAUCACGUGAACUCUUAUCUCCAAUUGCAGGUUCUGAUGCUGGAUCAUGGGCUAAUGCUCUAAUCUCAGAACUGGAACAUUUAAGAGAUGGGAAACUCAAGAGUCCGUCAGGACAUAAAGCCAUUGAAGUUAUGGACAUGAGUUUAAUGGAUGAUUUUGUUGAGAUGGAGAAAUUAGCUAUGGUUUCAACACAAACACCUUCUGCAGGAGGGAAUCGCCCUUCCUCAGCUGGCAAGGAACUAGUUCCCGUAGAACAAGAGAAACAAGAGAUCCACAUGAAAGAUGAUUCAACUGAUAAGUCUUUCGACUGGCUUCAGGUUGUUCUGAAUGCAAUAUUCAAACAGCAGCGUAUUUCAAAACGAAGUCUAACUGAACUCCUGGAGGACAUUAAUAUUGCUUUAGGUUAUAUAAAUCAUCCAAAUGUUUGCGAACCUAAUACAUCAGCAUUCUCAAGGCUUCCUGUGGAGUGUGAUAUUAGCGGUUAUAUCACUUGGAAGUCUCCAAGUGAAUCUUCGAUUGUGGAUUCACUGAAUGAAACUUCCAGGCCCGACACCCCAGUGAAAGAAACAAGCAAACAACACGAUCAAUCUAAUCUGACUGAUCUACAAGAAGAGAAUGAUAGACUGAAAAAUGAGCUGAAUAAUAUGGAAGCCAGGCUGCAUUCUGCAACUGAUAAGUCGGAGGCUCUGAUGAUGAAGCUCCGGGAAUCAGAACAAAGUGUUGAAAGGUUACAAGCAGAAGUGGAAAUUUUGAAGGAAUCAAAAGGAAUGAUUGAGGAUCAAAUUGAAAAUCAGAAGUCAAUCAAUGAAGAUCUUGAUACUCAGCUUACAGUUACCAAAGCUAAAUUGAAUGAGGUCUUCCACAAGUUCUCAUCUCUGGAAGUUGAAUUUGAGGACAAAAGUAACUGUUGUGAAGAAUUAGAAGCAACUUGUCUUGAGCUUCAACUUCAGCUGGAAAGUGCUGCAAAGGAAACCCUGAGCUGUGGCAUAAAUGAAGAGGGAAAACAACCACAAGAUGGCUGGGAGAUCAAGGCAGCUUCUGUAAAGUUAGCAGAAUGCCAAGAAACCAUCCUUAAUCUUGGAAAGCAACUGAAGGCUCUGGCUUCACCAAGAGAAGCAGCACUCUUUGACAAGGUUUUCACUACUACUGGUGCCACUGCCGCUGCUACCAAUAUCAAGAACAUGAACAGGCGCUUCUCCUUGCGUGAUCAAAUGAUAGCUGAAGAUAGAUCCAAAGCAAUUAUUCUCAGAUCUCCAACUGAAGAUGCACAAAAAUCAUCUCUUAACCACACAGAUAACGGUAAUGAAUUGAUCAGUCCUAAUGCCCUGGUAUGUGCCUCUGAAGCAUAUUUUGGACCAAAGCACAAAUCCGGUAAUGCUGCAGUUGGGGCUCUGGCUAUUGUUCCUAGUAAAAAGCAAGGAUUUGGUUUGCUGAGGAGCCUACUAAUGAGAAGGAAGAAAGGGGCUAGCAAGAAGUCACGAUCCUUGGUGAAGGUAUGACAAAAGGUGGUUGAAGCCCAGUUGGAAGAAACUCCUGUUCCAUGACAGCACCAAUUCAAACUGGACUAGAGAGCCACUGCGCUCAUGGUCUUGUGAUUGAAUAAUUUAAUGUUUCCUUUUCUUUUCUUGAUGAUUGGCGAUGUUGAUAAUGUGGGUAUCAGAUCUUUUUUUCCUUUUCGAGAGGGGGAGAGAGAGAGAGAGUGAGAAAUGUAUACUAGCUUUAAGUAUUGUGUACAUAUAUCUAGGUUUGAUGAAAUUAAAGAGCUUAAAGUGGCACCUGUAACUGAGAAUGGGAUGAUAUGCAUAUGCUGUCAUUGAUA